GCUAAUAACAAUUUUUUUUAAUAAUAACCAAAUCUACAAAAAUGAUGCAGCGAUGAUCAACACUGCACAAUGAGAAUCAAACGAAUUGUAAUAUUCGCGUUGUUGACGCUGGCUUCUGCUUAUUGUCUGUUCUUGUCGCCUAUAGUAGAAAUAGAGCAAGGGAAAUUGAGAGGAAUACGGGUCUCUGGUGUCAACAGAUAUUAUGGAAUACAAUAUGCCACCAGCGACCGAUUUCAUCCUCCGAAAGAACCAAGAAGAUGGUCAGGUGUAUACAACGCUGUCAACCCUGUCAAAGCUCCUUGUGCCCAGAUCACACGUUACACUUUACUCCAGAACGAACAGUGUUUGUACCUGGAUGUGUACACUCCAGAAAAUGCCAAGCCUGGGGACAAACUACCCGUUUUUAUCUUCAUCCACGGUGGCGGAUUCUACUUUGGCAGCAAGCUUUUGUACAAUCCUGAAUUUUUAGUCACUAAAAAUAUUGUGGCAGUGUCAAUCAACUACAGGUUAGGUGUAUUCGGAUUUUUAUGUGUUAAUGGAGUGGCAAAUCUUGGUCUGAAAGACCAAGUAGCAGCGUUGAGAUGGGUGAAGAAGAAUAUAGCUGCUUUCGGAGGAGAUCCAAACCACGUCACUUUGGCUGGUCAAAGCGCUGGUGCUGUCUCGACCUCAAUGCAUAUGGUCUCAGAAAAAAGUGCAGGUUUAUUCCAUAAGGCUAUUUUAUUAAGCGGCUACAGUCUAGCUCCGUGGGCAUUCAAUGUGGAUCCUAUAACGUCAGCACUGACUGAUGCAAAUCUAAUAGAUGAGGCUCGUACAGAACACGAUAUCUAUAGAAUAUUCGCCAAGAGUUCUACACGCGAGGUCCUCCUAGCAACGCAAGAUGUUUUCUACAAUAUGUCCUUCAAAUACAGUCCUUGUUUGGACAGCAAUUUCCCUGAUCCUUUCUUCCGCGAUGCCCCAUAUGAAAUAAUGAAAUCUGGUUAUUUCAACAGAGUCCCAGUGUUGAUGGGCGUGACUAACAAUGAGGGGAUCAUGUUUUACGGUAGUAACAAUAGGAGCAGUUUCGCCGAAUGGGACUCGAACUUUGUUACGCGAUUGCCAUCAGUAUUUUCGUGGUGUUCUAAAGAUGACCAGUAUCGGAUAGCUAAAAGGUUGCGUUACCAUUAUUUUGGAUACCAGACGAUAGAUGAAAGAUCAGUAAAAACUUUAGUGAGAUACUACAACCAUUGGCUCGAUCAUGGCACCUUUGAUGCUUUCGCUCAGCUUCUAGUUCAGCACAGCGGCGAACCUGUAUAUAAAUACGUGUUUUCAUACCAAGGUCUUCGGAACAUCCCCAAGUUCGUAUUUGGAGGAGCUGCCACGAGGCUGUAUGGCGCUUCUCAUUCUGAUGAUUUAGGUUAUUUAUUCAAGCCGGCUGGUUUGCCAAUACCUACGUCCAAGGAAGAUGCUCGUUUUAUAGAUAGAUAUACUACUAUGAUCGCUAAUUUCAUUAAAUACUCUGAUCCGACGCCGAGGCGCACGUCUUUGCUGCCAGUACGCUGGCCUCCUUCCACAAGCCGCCAUUCCGACAUCAUGCACCUGGAUCGCACCCUGAAGAUCACCAGAGGACCCUACCUGAAGGAUCGCUUCUACCUUGACAUACUCUGUACCUAUGGCCUGAAGGGAUUCGUGCCUUGCGAGAGCAGGCAGCAAUGCUUCCAAAGGGAAUACUAUGAUAGAUAUCCUAUUUAACAUUCUUAGUUCAGAUAUAUAGAUGAUAUUGCUCCUUGCGGAUGACAACGUGAUAUUUAUAUUUCAGAGCAUAUAUUGAAGAUAUCGAUAGAGCAUAAGUUGACAUUACAAUGAAACGAUAUAGUUAUAAGUUUCUACUAAUGUACUUGUAAUUUUUAUUAAUGAGUCUAUAUAUUUAUAUAUUGUCUACUCCAAACCUAGUAGUGGUAGAGGCGGUGCCCCAAACUUCACUGCACCAUUUUCUCUGAAGUUCUUAGAGUUAAAUACACUCUAAUCUAUAUAACGUGACUUACUGUCUGUAGGUCUGUACAUAUAUAUAUUAUCAUCUAUGAUUAUCAUCAAUCAUCAACAGUGUGUGUAUAAUUGAAACGAGUUGAGACUUGAGAUGAGAGCACUAUAUUUAUUGUUAAGAAUUUUGAAAUAAAAAUUGAUUGCCAAUAGAAUAAUCUAUAAAUAAAAACACUGACUACGAUAGGAGUAAGAUAUGAUAUUAACUAUC
This is a messenger RNA of Plodia interpunctella (Indianmeal moth), 2227 nucleotides long. Its product is annotated as esterase FE4-like. The record is from RefSeq and is a predicted model, not a curated record. The transcript has 3 exons. The coding region runs from base 70 to 1728 and encodes 552 amino acids. Lineage: Eukaryota; Metazoa; Arthropoda; Insecta; Lepidoptera; Pyralidae.